AUGGUGCUCGCCGACCUCGGGGCGCGCCUAAAUGGCGCCCUCAGCCAGUUUUCCCGCUCUUCAAGCAUCGACGAGGCGGCUAUCGAUGCGCUCCUCAAGGAGCUGUGUGCCGCGCUGCUCGAGUCGGACGUCAACGUCAAGCUCGUAGCGUCGCUUCGGAGCAAGGUCAAGGCUAAGGUAAAGCGCAGCCUCGAGGAAGCGGAGAAGGCGGGCGGACGCGAAGUGAACAAGAAGAAUGUCGUGCAGAAGGCCGUUUAUGAUGAGCUCGUCGCGCUAGUCGACCCCGGGACAGAGCCAUACAAGCCCGUCAAGGGCAAGGUGAACGUGAUCAUGGCCGUCGGUAUCCAGGGUGCGGGUAAGACGACGACCUGCACCAAGCUCGCGGUGCACUACCAGCGGCGCGGGUUCCGGACGUGUCUCGUGUGCGCGGAUACGUUCCGUGCCGGUGCGUUUGACCAGCUCAAGCAGAACGCCACCAAGGCUAAGAUUCCCUUUUACGGCUCGUACACUGAGACCGACCCCGUCGCGAUCGCGUCGUUGGGUGUGGAGAAGUUCCGCAAGGAGCGGUUCGACGUGAUCAUUGUCGACACGUCAGGACGACACAAGCAGGAGAGCGAGCUGUUUGAGGAGAUGGUGGCCAUCUCAGCCGCCGUCAAGCCCAGCAUGACAGUCAUGGUGUUGGAUGCGAGUAUCGGUCAGGCGGCAGAGAGCCAGAGCCGCGCGUUCAAGGACAGCGCCGACUUUGGUGCCAUUAUCGUCACGAAGCUCGAUGGCCACGCCAAGGGCGGUGGUGCAAUCUCGGCCGUCGCAGCCACUAAGACGCCCAUCAUCUUCCUCGGUACCGGCGAGCACUUGAACGAUUUGGAGCGUUUUGCGCCUCAGCCGUUCGUGAGCAAGCUACUCGGGAUGGGCGACCUCCAGGGCCUCAUGGAGCACAUGCAGGACAUGGCACUCGCCAACCCCGACCGGCAGAAGGACUUGGCCAAGAAGCUCGAGCAGGGCAAGUUUAGCAUCCGCGACUGGCGCGAGCAGCUCAGCACCAUCAUGGGCAUGGGCUCGCUAUCCAAGAUUGCGAGCAUGAUUCCCGGCAUGCCGCAGGGCAUGAUGGAGGGUAAUGAGGACGAGGCGGCGGCCAAGCUCAAGCGCAUGAUUUUCAUCACGGACGCCAUGCGGACCGACGAGCUGGAUUCCGAUGGGCUCAUUUUCUUUACGUUCGACAAGGGCGGAAAUCCGACUGGACUGAACAAGCGCGCGCGUCGUGUCGCCCGCGGAAGCGGUACCAGCGUGCGCGAGGUCGAGGAGCUGCUUGCGCAAGCCCGCAUGAUGGCCGGUAUGGCGCGGCAGGCGGGCGGCAAGAACGGGUGGAUGAACGCCAUGCAGAAGAUGCAGGGCGCGAUGGGUGGCAAGCCUCUCGGCCCGAACGGACAGCCGUCGCCAGCCCAGAUCGAGGCGAUGCGCAAGGCCAUGCCGCCUGAGCUUAUGCGCAAGCUCCGCGCCGCUGGACCGCAGGGCGCCCAGAAGAUGCUCCAGGACAUGAUGGGGGGUAUGGGCGGUGCUGAUGGCGCGGGCGGCGCUCCGGGUGGUAUGGACAUGGGCUCGAUGAUGCGCAACAUGAUGGGCGGCGGUGGCGGUGGCAUGCCCAACAUGGCUGAGAUGCAGGAGGCAAUGAAGUCAAUGGGUGGGAUGGGUGGGAUGCCAGGCAUGGGCGGCGGCGGCAUGCCCGACAUGUCGCAGAUGAUGAAGAUGAUGGGCGGCAUGGGCGGCGGGCGCUAA
This is a messenger RNA of Cutaneotrichosporon cavernicola, 1773 nucleotides long. RefSeq lists its product as uncharacterized. Lineage: Eukaryota; Fungi; Basidiomycota; Tremellomycetes; Trichosporonales; Trichosporonaceae. Gene Ontology annotation, biological process: SRP-dependent cotranslational protein targeting to membrane; SRP-dependent cotranslational protein targeting to membrane, translocation. Gene Ontology annotation, molecular function: ATP hydrolysis activity; endoplasmic reticulum signal sequence receptor activity; 7S RNA binding. The transcript is spliced from 6 exons. Gene Ontology annotation, cellular component: cytosol; signal recognition particle, endoplasmic reticulum targeting. The coding region runs from base 1 to 1773 and encodes 590 amino acids. The record is from RefSeq and is a predicted model, not a curated record.